AUGACUGACAAGGUCAGAGGGUCUAGCUGGCACACUAGACAAAGUGGUAGGAAAACCAGAGCAGGAGCCACACUUUCCCUUUCACUCAUUUCGCAGUUACCCACCUCUUCCAAGUCCGUCCAGUCCCUCUCCUGCUGCCAUGGCCAAGCGCAAGUCAAAGAAGCCACAACAAGAAGACACUUCCAUUUUGUUGGACUCCCCAGUAGCGCAGUCCAGGGCCUCAGUACCAGCACCAGCACCAGCAGCAGACCGGGUGGUACCACAGUCCAGGAACAAGACAAACUCAUAUGCGUCUUCAGCUCUGUUGUUCAUUAUUAUCUUCACAGUCGGGGCCUCUAUUAUGGGGUGGUGUUGUGCACAACAGCAGCACAGCCUCGACCAGCUGUCAGAGUCUUUCACAACAAUGCAAAAGAGGAUCACAAACCUCCAGCAGGUGAUGGAGAUGACGGACGCACAGACUGACACAGAUUUGGAUGUGGAGAAGAGGAUUUUCGCCCUGGAUGAGGCUCAGAAACAGGCUCAGGAGACGGCUGAGGUUGCUCUGGCCACAGCAGAGAAGCUGAAAAACUCUGACCUCCUCUCGCAGCUUUUGGACCUUCAUGAUGAGAUGGACACCCGAUUGGCUGAGAUAAAGCAGGUGUCGCUGGCCGUCACAAAUAUCCAGGCAAUGUUCAAAAACCAGAGUGAGGAGUUUGAGACUGUGAAGGAGAGCGUAGAGGCCGGGUUGAGCUCCAGCUCAGCACUGGCUGAAAGUGUGGCUGAGUUGGCCAGUGCUGUGGCCAGCACAUGCUCCAGAGUUGAUGAGCAGAUUGCAUCAGUGGAUGCUCUUAAUGCACAGUUAGAGGGACAAGCCUCGGAGCUGAAUGAGCUGAAAGACUCAAUGUACCUCCACAAUGUUGCACUUUAUACAAACAACCAGGAGACGGCUGCAGUAAAGGAGCUUGUCCAGGCCAUGCAAGCUGUGCGUGCCCAGGCACUAGAAGAGAUGCUCAGUUCAGUGCAGAUGACUCUGGAUGAGCAGUUUUUCACUUCACAGACCCUCCACAGCAGUGUCAUGGCUCACCUACAGACUUUUCACACGCAGUUGGCGAAUGCUCCCUCUUGGUCACUGAAGCUUAAAUCAAAUGACGAGGGCCCAGCUGCAGAACAGUUCAUCUCCUCUACCGCACAGAAUGCCACUGAGGUGAAGCUAGAAGAUGUUGAGGAAAAGGCUGAGCAGCAGGAUGCUGAUGAUGAAGCAGAAGAGGAAGCAAAGGAGGAGAACAUGCAGGAAGAGCAGCCCCUGGAACAGGAAGUGGACGGGGACGUUACAGAGGGGCAAGAGGAAGAAGAGAUUACAGAAGAGGAAGAAGAAAUAACACCAGAAGAGCAAGAAGACAUUACAGGACAGAGUGCAGAGUUUGCUGAGGAGACAGCAGAAGACGAGAUCACAGAAGAGACUGUUAACGGCCAUGUUUUGGAUGAAUCUUUGCAAGAGGAGGUAUCUGAAGAAGGUGCCGAAAGAUGGAAGUCUGAAGAGGAAGAGUUGGCUGAAUUAAAUUUUGAGGCCUUCGCGGACGGAAAUGAGGAGGACGAGUAGUUGUACUUGAAAUGCUCCACUAGAUUGAGCACCUGUAAAUCAUUAGUUCCAAAGAAUGUGAUUAAGUCUUACUUAGAUUAAUGGGAACCAUUUUUUACAUGCAGCACAAUUUCUUUAACUAGUAGCCGCAAAUUAUUUGUUUUAUUCUACUUUUGUGGUUGUCUGACAUCUAGAGUGUGUCAGGUGAGGUCCAUCACUGAAACGUAAUGAAUUUCCUAAAACUACCUAUGUCUAAUUCCAGCCUUAGUUUUUAGGGUUUUACUUCUCUUCAACAUACAUAUGUCUUGUAAGAAAUUGUAUAUUGUGACAACAAGUAUUAAUACAUGAUUGCUCUUGUUAAUUCAAUAUGAAAUAUGUGAUCAAAAGAAAAUGGGAAUGAUUGGAAGUAAAAAAUUAAAGUCACAUCUGAAAAUGACUUUACGCAAUAAUGUAAAUUGAGAAUUUCUGUAAAAUAAUUCUAACAAUUUUACUAUGACUGUUUAAAUUGAAUUGGCACAUGAAAUUUGAAGAGGAAAAUGUUAAUUGAAUU
Molecule: messenger RNA, 2108 nt
Organism: Morone saxatilis (striped sea-bass)
Lineage: Eukaryota; Metazoa; Chordata; Actinopteri; Moronidae
Product: neurofilament medium polypeptide-like
Exons: 4
Coding region: 140-1579 (479 amino acids)
Source: RefSeq, a predicted model, not a curated record